CGGUCAUACUACUGUUACUCUGAGGGUCGAAAGGUUGACGAAGAACAUGGCGAUUCGUUCUUCAAGCUCCAGAUUGUCACUUUUGGCCAAUUUUUCGAGUGAGUUUGGUUCGACGGAACAAUGGAACGGAAACUGGACCGUGGAGGUUAGAUUACUGGGGAGAAGCCGAAAUGGCAUGAAGCCGCCGGUUUUGUUGAUUUCAUCUAAAGGCAAGAGCAAGAUAUGUUUCCCACGGAGAGACCGAAAUAGGUUCGUAGUCAGCAGCAUGUCGGAGAUGCAGAGUGUGCCGGAGUCCGGUGAUCCUGGGGUUACGGUUUUGCAACAGGGCGUGAAUACGUCUUUAGGGAAGGACUCUAGGGUUCCUCAGACUAGCUUUUCUCUCGACACUGACAAUGGAGGUGAUGGGAAGUACUCCUUGGGUAGUACUAAUGGUAACGGGAAAACUCCCUCUGGAGGUGGAGGAGGAGGAGCAGGAGGAAGUGGUGCUGGUGGUGGCGAUGGCCAUGGAGAGGAUGAUCAUGAAGAAGAGGAGUUUGGGCCAGUGAUGAAGUUUGAGGAAGUGAUGAAAGAGGCUGAAGCUCGUGGGGUUAGUCUUCCUUCGGACAUGUUACAAGCCGCUAAGACCGUGGGGAUCCGCAAAGUUCUUCUUGACAGAUACUUCGAUUUGCAGGGGUCAUUUUGGCCUGUAGGCUUCGCCAUGAGAUCCUGCUCAUUGCUUCGGAACCGAAUGCUUGCUGAUCCAGCUUUCCUUUUCAAAGUUGGAACAGAGAUAGUCAUCGACUCUUGUUGUGCAACAUUUGCUGAAGUUCAAAAGCGAGGCAAGGAUUUCUGGUCAGAGUUUGAGUUGUUCGUUGCAGAUCUUUUAGUUGGCACGGUUGUGAACAUUGCUUUAGUUGCUAUGCUAGCACCCUAUGCCCGUUUCGGGCAACCAACAGCGUCAAAAGGCUUCCUUGGAUCCUUGCAAGCUGCUAAUGCAGCCCUCCCUAGUAGUGUUUUUGAAGCUGAAAGGCCAGGAUGUAGAUUUACAGUACAGCAAAGGAUAGCAACAUAUUUUUGUAAGGGUGUGCUGUAUGGAUCAGUUGGGUUUGGUUGUGGUCUUAUUGGACAAGGCAUUGCAAAUUUGAUUAUGACUGCAAAACGGAGCAUAAGGAAAUCUGAAGAUGAUAUACCUGUGCCACCUCUCUUGAAAAGUGCUGCUCUUUGGGGUGUUUUUCUUGGUGUUUCUUCUAAUACCCGCUACCAGAUUUUAAAUGGCUUGGAACACCUUGUUGAAGUAUCACCUUUGGCAAAGAAAGUCCCACCUGUUGCGAUGGCAUUCACCAUCGGAGUGCGAUUCGCUAACAAUGUUUAUGGCGGUAUGCAGUUCAUAGACUGGGCCAGAUGGAGUGGGGUGCAAUAAUAAGUCAUUUUAUAGCUCUAUUAAAUUAAUGCAUUUACAUAAUUAAAAAAAAAUGGAGAAAUAAAAACUUCAGCAUGCAGAUCUGCAAUUAUUCGCACAAAAGCCUGUGUUAGUUCUUUUGAGGCCAACCACUGACAUCAUGAGGAGGGGUUUCUUAUCAAACCAGAGAUAUGCCAUCCAAUUUUGUACUUGAGGUUGUUGUAUCUUUAUUUGGGGCUUCUUUUUCUCUUUACUAAUCUGUAUGAAUGGUCAACGGUAAGAGUUGGCUAAAUAUUUGUUCUGCUAUUGUUCGCAAGAAUUUAAAUUACUUAAUGGCCCUUUAUCAUUAGGACCACUGGUACAGUGGGGAAUUCUGGGGCA
Messenger RNA from Telopea speciosissima, 1759 nucleotides. Its product is annotated as protein RETICULATA, chloroplastic-like. The record is from RefSeq and is a predicted model, not a curated record. The coding region runs from base 47 to 1399 and encodes 450 amino acids. The transcript is spliced from 7 exons. NCBI's taxonomy places the organism in Eukaryota, Viridiplantae, Streptophyta, Magnoliopsida, Proteales, Proteaceae. Gene Ontology annotation, cellular component: chloroplast inner membrane. Gene Ontology annotation, biological process: plant organ development.